GAGAUAGAGCCGGCGGCGGAGCGAGGAGCCCCGCGGAGGAGGGCGGGGGGCGGCCGAGAGCGACGCGACCCCCCGGCCGCCCGCGGGUCGUAUGUUCAGGUCCAAACGCUCAGGGCUGGUGCGGCGACUUUGGAGGAGCCGCGUCAUUCCGGACAGGGACGGCGGAGAUGGGAGCGCCAGGAGCGGCCACGACCUCGGAGCCACCGGCAGCUGCAAGAUCGCGGAGAAAAGCCCCUCGCUGGAGCUCCGCGCGGUAGCGCGCAGCCUGCUGCUGCGGGAGGCGGAGGAGCGGGGCGAGGCGGCGCCGCGCGGGGACCCCAUGGCGGAGCGGCGCGGGGCCCGGCUCCGCGCCCCCGGCUCCGCGCCGGAGAGCGACGGCCGGACCGUGACCUGCUGCCUCUUCUCGGAGCGGGAGCCGGGCGGACCCCAGCCUCCCCCCGCCGCCGCCCCCGGCCCCGACGGCGCGACCGACGGCGGCUCCCCGGAGCGGCGGGGCCGGGAGGCGCGGGCGCGGCUGCUGCUGCUGGAGCAGGAGCUGAAGGCCGUCACCUACUCGCUGCUGAAGCGGCUGAAGGAGCGCUCGCUGGACAGCCUGCUGGAGGCGGUGGAGUCCCGCGGGGGGAUGCCCGGCGGCUGCGUCCUGGUGGCCCGCACCGAGGUGCGCCUGGGGGGCCUGGCGGCACCCCCGCACCUCCUCCUGGGCAAGCUGUUCCGCUGGCCCGACCUGCAGCACCCCGCCGAGCUGAAACCCCUCUGCGAGUGCCAGAGCUUCGGCGUCGCCGACGGACCCACGGUCUGCUGCAACCCCUACCACUUCAGCCGCCUCUGUGGGCCAGAGUCUCCACCACCUCCCUACUCUCGGCUGUCUCCUAAUGAUGAGCAAAAGCCACUGGAUCUAUCGGAUUCCACGUUGUCUUACACUGAAACAGAGGCUACAAACUCUCCCAACGUGACGCCCGGAGAUUUCUCAGACGCCAGCACGUCGCCCGAUGCCGUGAAGAGGAGCCAUUGGUGCAACGUGGCCUACUGGGAGCACCGGACGCGCGUGGGCCGCCUCUACACAGUGUACGAACAGUCUGUCAGUAUCUUCUACGACCUACCUCAAGGAAACGGCUUCUGCCUCGGACAGCUAAACCUGGACAACAGGAGCGAGACUGUGAGAAGGACUCGAAGUAAAAUCGGCUACGGGAUUUUACUGAGCAAGGAACCGGACGGGGUGUGGGCCUACAACCGCAGCGAGCAUCCCAUCUUCGUCAACUCCCCGACACUGGACAUCCCCAACUGUAGGACCCUGAUCGUGCGCAAGGUGAUGCCGGGCUACUCCAUCAAGGUGUUUGACUACGAGAAGUCCUGCCUGCUGCAGCACACGGCCGAGCUGGAUUAUGCAGACGGGCCCUACGACCCCAACAGCGUCCGGAUCAGCUUCGCCAAGGGCUGGGGGCCGUGUUAUUCCAGACAGUUCAUCACGUCGUGUCCUUGUUGGCUGGAGAUCUUACUCAGCAACAACCGGUAACGGUCAGCCUCCGGCGAGAGGAGAACGGCAAAACACACACACACACAAAACACACAAAAAAGGAAAAAAAAAAAAAAAAAAAAAAAAAAAAAAAAAAAACAAAACAAAA
Hirundo rustica (Barn swallow) is the source of this 1622-nucleotide messenger RNA. RefSeq names its product SMAD family member 6 (gene SMAD6). The record is from RefSeq and is a predicted model, not a curated record. Gene Ontology annotation, biological process: SMAD protein signal transduction; regulation of transcription by RNA polymerase II; transforming growth factor beta receptor signaling pathway. Gene Ontology annotation, cellular component: heteromeric SMAD protein complex. Bases 92 to 1513 code for a protein of 473 amino acids. Lineage: Eukaryota; Metazoa; Chordata; Aves; Passeriformes; Hirundinidae. Gene Ontology annotation, molecular function: transcription regulator inhibitor activity; I-SMAD binding. The transcript has 4 exons.